AUGCUGCGCUUCAUAGCAGCACCAUCAAGCCUAAUACUCCUGGCAGUUCUCCCCUACGCCAAUGCUCUACCCACCUUGACUCCAGGAGUGCCAAUUGAGGGAGGCGCCAAUGGUGGUGUGGUCGACACAUCUUUCGAGAACAUUCAAUGCUCCAGUAGCAUCACAGGAACAUCAUCAAGCCAACAGGAUCGCUGGACGGCUGCCCAAGGAGACAUCGCUUCGUCGACACUGGGCCGCGAGUUCACAUUCAACCUUGCGGUACGAACGCAGGCACAGGGUCGUUACGACAACUUUGCAUCUAUCUUCUUCAGUGGUCCAGCAGGAGCAAACUUGAAUUGCGGCAUUGAGGACAGCGACUGUGGGACUGGGCCUCCUAUUGUGUCGGGCGGCUGCCCAGGCAUGUACGCAGCUGGCUGGGAAAUCUUGACCUCUUUUACUUCGCUUGAUCACGUUAUGAACAAUCUCGCAACGUCUUUCGGGACGGCUCUCAAUGCACUCAACAUCGCUCAAGCUACAAGCGAUUUCUUCCCUAGCCAGGCUUCGGUUUUCGCUGAUCAAGAGAUCGUGAGCGCCGUCGCCGGCAUUUUAGGACUCAUUGGGGGUCUAGUGGGGCUGGGCGAAGAAACAGCUCUCACUGGUGCCUUGAUCAGUGGUAUAUCAGGAGGAGCAUUAGGCUUUGCUGGGACAGCCCUCGGAGCUCCUCCGGCUACGCCCGGCAAUUUGACCACUGCCUACAGCCAAAUCCAUGAUACCACCCUCAAGGCGUACAACGAUUUCGCCGAAGCCAUCUUUACGAAUGGAUUUGUUGAUAGCACAGAUGUCACAAUGAGCUCACUUAUGGCGAAUGGCGCACUUUUGGUCGAGCCUGACUUCAAUGCUCAAAUUGUGACGGUGGAGUUCCAGAAGUCUGUUUAUGCACAGCUUGCCGUUGCCGCUUGGGCACAAACGACGGGAUUGACUCCAUUCAUCACCUGGGACGACGCGGAUUGCGAUAGUGUCGCCGCGCUCUACAUGAAGCAACCGACCAACGUGCCAGGCGCUGUGGUAUCUGCAGACUUCAGCCAAGUCAACGCCACCAUCAGCGGCCGCUGCUACUACCUUCUUGGAGCCCAGACGAUAGAUGGAUGCAGCGGUCCCACGGACAAACGCAGUCUGGACAAACGAGUCUUGGUGCCAGGUGGAACCCAAAACCCUCAACCGGACAGUGGUACCCCCGGCUCCGGUGGCUCCAGAUCCUCUUGCUGGAACAUCGAUGUCCUACCCGGCGGCACCAAUGAUGUGCUCGACGGUACCGCAUACAAUGGCCUCCUCGUCGCGGAUUUCUUAACGGGCGCAGUGGCGGGAUGGACGGCCAACGGUGACACCAACGGAUAUCCUCCCAUUUCGCCAAGCACGACGAGUUACCCACAGAGUAUACAGGAUGCGGGGUUCAUAACGCAGAUUCCGGUCUGCGAUUAUCGGCCAAUCAAUGGACAAGCGAGCAAGGCUGCGGGGAAGAACUGUCCAGAUCUGACAGCUACAGCAUCGUGA
This is a messenger RNA of Letharia lupina, 1530 nucleotides long. RefSeq lists its product as uncharacterized. The record is from RefSeq and is a predicted model, not a curated record. Bases 1 to 1530 code for a protein of 509 amino acids. NCBI's taxonomy places the organism in Eukaryota, Fungi, Ascomycota, Lecanoromycetes, Lecanorales, Parmeliaceae. The transcript is spliced from 3 exons.